CUCCACCGCAUCCACACCCACCCAACCCUCCCCCCGCACCGCCGGAACAUCUACAAGACCUUACUCACCGUCCCCGCCGGCCGGUGGACGACCUACGCCGCGCUGGCGCGGCACCUGGGCACGAGCCCGCGGGCCGUCGGCGCGGCGAUGCGCCUGAACCCCUUCGCGCCGGAGGUGCCCUGCCACCGGGUGCUGGGCGGGGGCGGGCGGCUGCUGGUCGGGUACUCCGGGGGCCCAAGGGCGGGGGCCGGAAGAGCGAGGGACGGGGUGGGGAUGAAGCGCCGGUUGCUGGAGGCGGAGGGGGUGGUGUUUGAUGGGGAGGGGAGGGCGGGUGGGGUUUGUUUUGUGGAUUUCGGGGAGGGG
This is a messenger RNA of Aspergillus brunneoviolaceus CBS 621.78, 363 nucleotides long. RefSeq names its product MGMT family protein. The transcript has a single exon. The annotation marks the transcript as partial. Gene Ontology annotation, biological process: DNA repair. Gene Ontology annotation, molecular function: methylated-DNA-[protein]-cysteine S-methyltransferase activity. Lineage: Eukaryota; Fungi; Ascomycota; Eurotiomycetes; Eurotiales; Aspergillaceae. The record is from RefSeq and is a predicted model, not a curated record.